GUUUAUUUGAAAUAGUAUAUUUGCAACUUUUAAUAACAGUGGUGUUCCCCAGAUAGCGCAACUUGUCGUUUCAAAUCAUUAUAAAAUAAAUGAAAAACAUAAACAAAUUAUUUAAUUUGAAUUUAGGGAAUAUAAUUACGUGUUCAUUGAACGUUAACGGAUAGAAGUUAACGUUCAAAUUUGCUAUAUAGAUUUUUGUUGAAAAUGUAAAUAGAGAGUGCGCAUGUCCUUAUAUGCGAUGCCAAAAGGUGAAUGGUGGCCACUACAGCAUGUACACAAAACACAACUACUCGUACGCGAAUAGAAAAGUGUUCACUUUUCAGUGAUGUAGCGAACGCGGCAAAAGAGGUUUGCGGUGUGUUUUUAGUGCUUCGCGUCCAAAUGUUGACUUAUAUAUGGCGUUUGGAAUAUUUCAAUUAAGUUUAGUGUUUACAAUAGGAUUAUACAUAGCCCUUGCAUCAGAUAUCGCCGGGGCCAUAGGCAUAAAUGAAAUUCCUCUUUCGUUAUCUUUAAAAGAUCCCGAAGAUGCAGUAAUAUCGCGAGAGCAAAAUGUAGUUUUAAAGUGUGAGGCAAAGUCCUCGGUGCCAGGGUUGUCAAUAUCAUGGUUUCACGAAAACACUCCACUGUUAGCUAACGAUACCAGAGUACAAAUUUCGGGCGACGGCUCUCUCAAUAUUUCGAAAACGUCUGCGAAGAAAAUGGAAGGAAGCUAUCGUUGCCUUGCCAGAAAUGAUGUUGGUGCGGUACUUUCAAAUCCUGCCCAAUUAAAAAUAGCCACAAUUGGUCGUGAAUUCAUCGAGCAGCCUGAUAAUGUGAACACCACCGAACAACAACCCGUCAUUUUUCCUUGUCAUAUAGACUCAACUCCCGAUGCAAUUAUUUAUUGGGAACGUGAUAAUAAAACGCUACCUCAAAAUGCAAGAUAUGUUCCUCUCCCUUCGGGAGCUUUAUUAAUUACAAGCACUCAUUCCAUAGAUACUGGUUUUUAUAGAUGCGUAGUAAAACAUAAAACACUUAAAAAGACUAAGCAAAGCAGAUGGGGGCAGCUGCUCGUGUCACCUCCUUCCGUAACAAGUUCACCUCCUCAAUUUCUACCUCUAAAUUUGUCACUCAAUAUAACUUCAAUUGUUGGAGAAAAUGUCACGUUACCUUGUGCCGUAAAUGGUUGGCCUAUCCCCGUUCUUAGAUGGGUUUACAAUAAGGAUAGCCUCAUCAGCAAUUCAAGCGUUUUACACUUGACAAAUGUUACUACAGAUUUAUCGGGAAAUUAUAGCUGCAUUGCUAACAAUGUUUUCGGCGAAGUUUCAAUGAAUUUCACACUCAACAUCUUUGAAAUUCCACAUUUUAAUGUCACUCCCAUGUCAAUGUCUUACCCUUCUGCAAGAAUGGUUCGUUUGGAGUGUAAGGUGAAUGGGGUUCCACCGCCGAAAGUCACUUGGCUAAAGAAUGGAGCUCCAUUAGAAUUAAUAGGCAGAAUUAAACAGCUAAAUACCACUCUGGUAUUGAGUCACUCGUUUAUGACUGACGCAGGUAUAUAUCAAUGUGUGGCAUCCAACAUUGCUGGCCAAAUUUGGAUGGCCGCUCGUUUAUUACCAUUAUUUUCCAACAGUCGACCACACCCUCCACAAAACGUAACUUGCCAACCUUUUGACGAUAACAGCGUCUGUUUAACUUGGAAUUCUCCAUCAAAUGUCACAAUCCAAGCAUACAGUAUAUAUUUAUUUAAUUCUGUGAAAGGAUACGAUUUUGUUACCAAUUACACAUACUAUCUUGCCAAUGGUCUUGAGAAGAAUUCUGAAUAUACCAUGUAUGUUCAAUCGUACUCCAAUGAUCCAAGCGAUCAGUCAAACAACGUUUCUUGUAAAACGGGUGUGCAAGGACAGCGAAAUUUGCAGGUAGAGUUUUUAAGUGAGAGUUCGGUACAGUUAAUCUGGUCUCACGUCAGCAACGAUUUUCUCUGUGGAACUAAGAAGAAUUUAUAUAAAGUACAGUGGAAAAAAUUUGAUCAAACAUACACGAAUGUUCUUUAUACAUCACACUUUCAGAAAACAAUAUCUCGUUUACAACCUUCUACCACUUACGAUUUUCGAGUGCAAUCCACCACCAAUAAAAACGAUAUGAGUCCUUGGGUGACCUACUCUCCAUUAACAAAUAGUUCUGAAGUAACUGUAAUGCCGACAUAUUCUCACGAGAUAUCAAGUACCGAAAAUCACACCUUUUCAUCCUUUGUGCCAAUUCAGGUGGAAGUCCACCCAAUAUCUCCUUACAGCGUUAACUUAACCUGGUCCGAUGGUGAUGAUAAUUUGUCUUACAUGGUGUAUUGUACAGAUGUUAAAGAAAAAAAUAAUCGCAUAAUGGAAAGUCAUUCUAAUUUUAUGGAGGUGACCAAUUUAAAACCAAAUACGCUCUACGCAUUUAAAGUUCAUGCACAAAAUGUCAAGGGGAUGUCUAGUUUUUCUCAGACUGUUGAAGUACAAACGCCUACGGAUGUUCCUUCUGCAGUUCAAAAUCUUAGAUAUAAGGUAAUAAACGCAACUGCAGCGUGUGUUACAUGGAAAUCUCCAAUGUUUAUGAACGGCAAACUUCUGAACUAUGUCGUGUCUUAUACUUCCAAUAAAAAUUUACCUUUCGAGAAAUGGCAUAAUAUAUAUAUUAAAGAGGAAGAUAUUUACAUCAACCAAUGUUGGUCUCUGAAACAAGACGAGAUAUCAAUUGUCUUAAAAAAUCUGAGUGUCGAUUUGCAGUAUACAUUAGUUGUGAGAGCAGUAAGUGAGACUGGUUCAGGGAAUCUGGCUGCUCCCAUUACCUUUUCAACAUAUUCGAAAACAAUUUUACUACCAAAUUCAGAAGAAGAAACUGUCUCAGGUGAAAUAGAUUAUAAACAAAAAUUAGGUGUGGCUGUUGGCAUAACGAUCUCAGCUUUGUGCAUCUUGUGUUGUGUAUGUUGCAUUAUAUUUCGAAGACGUUGCAUGAAAAGAGAUGCUAUAAGAAGGACUAGGUUGACGACGUCUAAUAAUUAUUACGCAUCCGAGGUCGCAUAUUCUGGUGCUCCAUUGCACAUGCGUCCUGAUUCGUGUGCUACCGAAACACAUGAAAUGCAGCAGUUGGUGAUGAGUGACGGAAAUACUCACAUACCGCCUAUAGAAACUACACAUUUAGAUACUAAGGGUGGCAUUGGAUUUCCGAACGGACAAUUAAAUGGAAAUUUAAAGAAUAUGCAGAUGAACGGUCAUGUGGCCAAUGGAAACAUUCACAUUACAGAAAACCCUCGCUACGACUACCACUCCUGCAAUGGCAACCAAAACUCCAAGAAAAUAAAAAGGGACUGCAUAUUACCUCAAUUAUCUUGUCUUCAAGAAAACGCCAUCGAUAAUAUCCAAGAAUUACAGGAUGGAUGCUUGGACUAUAGCCCUAACAAGCCGACAUCUAAUCACAGUCUUCCUUUGCACACCGAAAAUAGCAAACUUCCUCACAAGGUUUUUGACGUAUCCGAUUACAACUCGAAUUGCAAUUCGGAAUUUGUCCAUAUAUACGGCACUAAAGAUUUAGACAAAGAAGUUGAUUUAAACCAUACACAAAUGACUUAUUUAGACGAAUCGUUUUCCGCAUUGCCAAAUCGAAUCGUCUCACCCGCAUUAGCACCAAACGGUUGAUAAAUAAUCUUUUUAAAUACAACGAAUAGUUAAUAGAUUAAAACUCUUAAUUUGCAUAAAGUACCAAGAACUACAGGCCUGAAAAUCUGUUUAAUCCAAUUGCAGCUAAUGCUUGACAAAUACACCACAAGUACAAGUACAAUAGGUUAAAUUAAGAAAAUAUUUAUGAAAGUUACUCUGCAGUAUUGAACCUCUUUGAUGAUGUGCACGUACAUACCUCCUCACAUUCCAUUAGAAAAAAAUAUACAGGGUAUUUUAUAUAAUCACUAGAGAAAUAUUUCAUUAUACGGAUCUACUCACAAUUGAUGUGCCUUGAUAGUUUUGUGUAUUAUAAACAGAACUAAACUUAUACUACUAAACAACGAGGAAAGGUUAAAGGUAUGAAAUGCCCUGUAUAUCUGAACGGCAUAUUCAAGCGAAAGUUAACUAAAAAACGCUUACAUAAGCUAAUGCUAAACUAUUCACUAACUGUCGGUCACACCAGUGGAAGUUCGUAAUUAAAUCUACAGCAAACUGGCUGGUAUUUUGCUGUAAUAUGACAGUACUGAUUACUUAUUUUCCUUAGUCGGCAUGUGCGCCUUGAAUACAAGGAGGAAUUUUGAUAUGGAUAAUCAUCGUAGAUAUUAAGGCAAACUAAAUAGAAAAAAAAAUACUUCACUAUCAAUAUUCUCAUGUAAUUGUUGAACCUUAACUAAUUUACUGCAGUUUUGCUCCACUCAGGUGUAAUAAAAACGUUGCAGUUAUCCAGGGUAGAUUAAAAAAGAGUUGAAAAUUUGAUUUCAAAACAUUCUUCAUGGAUGAAAACUUUAUUCUGGGAGAUUUUUAUCUCUGCCAGAUCAUGACGGUAAUGGUUGAAUUAACUCAUAAAAAAUCAUUUAAAAAAAACAAAUCACUAAUAGUGAAAGAUUUCUCUCAUAUAUAAGAAUGAGUGAAUGAUGUUUGAUUUACUACUUUGACCGACUGAGGUAGUUUUUCUAAAUAGAUGGCAAUUAAUAAACACAGUGUGAAACAGCUAACAGCUGAAGACAAACGACACUUUUUUUUAGAAUAAUGAUUGUAUGUAUAAUUAUGCUAUACCAUAGAAAUCCGACAGGAUAGGUUUUACUAUCUUGUCAAAACAGUGGCGAUGUCUAAAGUCAUUUGCUCAAUUUAGAGUUUUUUAUAUUUACAAGGGAGGGUACCAAGGUAUCAAAUUAAUUUCAGCUACAGGUUAAAAUAUUGGGUGGAGGAAUUAGUGAAUACCACCGACAAACACUUUUAAACGUUUUACGAAGGCUCUUCACAGAUUUUGUAUAUAUUUAUCAAGUAUUCUUAAGAGAUAAAGACAUUUAGAACUCUUUCAGAAGUUUCAGAGAUUCAAAAGAAAAUUAUGACUAAUAGUCAUUUGCACCGACAAAUUUAAGCCGAGCUUGGCUUAAGCAUAACUUAAAAUCCAUGGCAACGAGUAUUGCGACAAUGGUUGCUAUGGAUUUUAAGCUAAGCUCCACUUAGAUUUGUCUGUGCAAACGUUAAUUUUUUUUUACUCGACUAUCGUGAGAAAAUCACGGCACAGACAGAAUGUGGCUUUGGAACACUUUAGCCAUUAGGGCCAUGGUUAAAUUCAAUCAAUUUCUUGGAUACCUAACAGUUGUUGUUAAAUAAAAUUAAUUCUUGCAAUAACUAUUCCAUAACAAUUUUUAAUAUAUAGUGAGCUGGCAGUUGAAAUUUUUUUAUGGGGCAUCAGGUUAUUUUCGCGAGUCCUAACGUUCCCUUGAAGAAUAUUUUAAUUCGUUGUAGCGUCUUGUAGGUUUUACAUUUAACGCUGUAAAUUUUGACUUGUCCUAUAUUACAUUUAUGUGAUCUAUUGGAAAUAAAAUAAAACUUAACGUAACAUACCUUACAGAAGUUUGACACAUACCUUACCGAAGUAAGGGCUAAUGGGCAUACAAAUUUGAGCAAAUACCAAUCCAGCAAGCUUACGUAAGCGUUUUGGUUCCAUCAUGACUAUCUUACAAACUUGGACAAAUUUUAAUCCAAAUUUUGUUCAUUAUGUGACAUAUUACACUUUAAGUAAUAGUACUGAGAGAAAAGGGAAAAUUGACACUACCGCCUUAAUUAAAUUCGAGUGCACAUUCAGCUUAACUUGUUCAAUAAAAACCAUAGUGUUCUUCCUUUUUUUU
Molecule: messenger RNA, 5812 nt
Organism: Photinus pyralis (common eastern firefly)
Lineage: Eukaryota; Metazoa; Arthropoda; Insecta; Coleoptera; Lampyridae
Product: protogenin-like
Exons: 17
Coding region: 396-3653 (1085 amino acids)
Biological process (GO): cell-cell adhesion; axon guidance
Cellular component (GO): axon; plasma membrane
Molecular function (GO): protein binding
Source: RefSeq, a predicted model, not a curated record